GUCAUUGGUUUGUUGUUAACUUCACAUGAUUCAACAUAUGAUUAUAAUAUUAUGUUGAUGUAAUGUAAACUUUUCAAUAUUAUUAAAAAAGUAGUUCAAAAUGUCUACUUCAAUAGAAAUCCCUCUACGGGAUACUGACGAGGUUAUCGAACUUUGUGUGGAUCAACUUCCGGAAGGAGAUGAAGUAUUAGGUAUAUUGAGCCAAGAAAACUCUCAGCUUUUUAUUUGGGUUAAUCUUGCGCUUGAAUAUUACAAGCAAAACAAAAUCAAUGACUUCAUUAAAAUACUGGAAGCUUCUCGAGCCGGUGCCAAUGUCAACUACCGCGACUUUGAAAAGGACCAAAUGCGAGCUCUCGACAUGCUGGCAGCAUAUUAUGUUCAAGAGGCAAAUCGGGAAAAAAAUAAAGAUAAGAAAAGGGAUUUAUUUACUAAGGCUACUCUUCUGUACACCACAGCCGACAAAAUUAUUAUGUAUGAUCAGAAUCACUUGCUGGGAAGAGCGUACUUUUGCCUCUUGGAAGGAGAUAAAAUGGAUCAAGCCGAUGCUCAAUUUAAUUUUGUUUUGAAUCAGUCGCCAAACAAUAUACCAUCAUUGCUAGGGAAAGCUUGCAUCGCAUACAACAAGAAAGAUUUCCGAGGCGCUUUGGCUUUCUAUAAAAAAGCUCUUCGCACCAACCCAAAUUGUCCAGCAGCUGUUCGCUUAGGUAUGGGUCAUUGCUUCAUGAAAUUGGGUAAUCAAGACAAAGCAAGACUAGCAUUUGAGAGAGCUCUUCAAUUAGAUCCACAAUGUGUUGGUGCGCUUGUAGGAUUGGCAAUUUUGAAGUUAAAUCUCCAACAACCGGAUUCCAUUCGCAGUGGUGUUCAAAUGCUGUCUAAGGCAUAUACUAUAGAUUCUUCUAAUCCUAUGGUUCUUAAUCAUCUUGCAAAUCACUUCUUCUUUAAAAAGGACUACAAUAAAGUUCAACAUUUGGCUCUGCAUGCGUUUCACAAUACUGAGAAUGAAGCAAUGCGAGCUGAAAGUUGUUACCAACUUGCUCGCGCAUUUCACGUGCAAGGUGACUACGACCAGGCUUUCCAAUAUUACUACCAAGCGACACAGUUCGCACCUGUCGCUUUUGUUCUUCCUCACUUUGGUUUAGGUCAAAUGUACAUCUAUAGAGGUGACGCCGAAAACGCUGCGCAGUGUUUCGAAAAAGUAUUAAAGGCACAACCUGGAAACUACGAAACGAUGAAAAUUUUAGGUUCACUGUACGCCAAUUCCACCUCUCAAUCUAAGAGAGACAUUGCAAAAAAUCACCUAAAGAAAGUAACUGAGCAGUUUGCGGAUGACAUAGAGGCGUGGAUUGAGUUAGCGCAAAUUUUGGAACAGUCUGAUUUACAAGGUUCGUUAAAUGCGUACGGUACCGCUAUCAAGAUUUUGAAAAAGGAUGUGCAAGCUGAAGUUCCUACCGAAAUUUUGAAUAACGUAGGAGCUUUGCAUUACAGGUUAAAUAAUUUAGAGGAAGCGAAAAAAUAUCUAGAAGAGGCACUUGUGCGUGCACAAAGCGAAGCGGAGCAUGAUCCCCAAUAUUACAAUUCCAUAUCCGUCACAAUUACAUACAAUUUAGCUAGGCUAAACGAAGCUCUGUGUGUGUUUGAUAAAUCUGAGAAGUUGUACAAGGAUAUUCUUAAAGAGCAUCCCAAUUAUGUUGAUUGCUAUUUGCGGUUAGGAUGCAUGGCGCGAGAUGAAGGGCAAAUUCACGAUGCGUCGUACUGGUUUAAAGAAGCACUGCGUAUUAACAAAGAUCAUCCUGACGCAUGGUCUUUGUUAGGGAAUUUGCAUUUAGCGCAAAAUGAAUGGGGACCUGGACAAAAGAAAUACGAACAAGUAUUAAAGGCAACAUCACAAGAUCCUUAUUCGUUAAUUGCCUUGGGAAAUGUAUGGUUACAAACCUUCCAACAGGCUUCCAAAGAUAAAGAAAGGGAAAAACGUCACCAAGAGCGAGCAUUAUCGAUGUAUAAGCAAGUUUUGAAAAUUGAUCCUAAAAACAUAUGGGCUGCUAAUGGUAUAGGGGCUGUGUUGGCACACAAGGGUACGGUCAACGAAGCAAGAGAUAUUUUUGCUCAAGUUCGUGAAGCGACUGCCGAUUUUUGUGACGUUUGGUUGAAUAUAGCACAUAUUUAUGUAGAACAGCGACAAUAUGUCAGCGCCAUACAAAUGUAUGAAAAUUGCUUGAGAAAAUUUUAUAAAUUCCAUAAUGUAGAAGUUCUGCAAUAUUUAGCUAGAGCCUAUUAUAAAGCAGGAAAAUUGAAAGAAGCUAAAAUGGUUCUAUUAAAAGCAAGACGUGUAGCUCCUCAAGAUUCUGUGCUACUAUACAACAUUGCUCUUGUUCUUCAGCGACUUGCAACGCAAAUAUUAAAAGACGAAAAAUCAACUCUACAAACCGUACUGCAAGCAGUACACGAGUUGGGACUGUCAUUGAAGUACUUUACAUAUUUGGCCGACAAAGAACUGGAAGAUAAAAUGCGAUAUGAUAUAAAGUUAGCCGGUUUGGAAGCUCGCCAAUGCCAGGAUUUGCUGUCACAGGCACAGUAUCAUGUCGCCCGUGCAAAAAGAGUUGAUGAAGAGGAACGGCAACUGCGUAGAAAACAAGAGGAUGAACGCACUGCCUUCAAAUUACGACAGCUUGAAGAACAGAAAAAACGUGAAGAGGAAUCUAGAGCAAAUAAGGAGCAACUUUUACAAAAACGUCAAGAAUAUAAAGAGAAGACCAAAAAUGCUUUACUGUUCAGCGAAAUGCCAAAUGAGAAAGUCAGGCCCAAAGGUCGUGGUAGAAAAGAUCAAUAUGUUAGCGAUUCUGGAGGAAGUGACGCUGAUAAUGAAGGUGGCAAUGUGUCGAAGGAAAGAAAAUACAAAAGUGGGGAUCGCAAGGACAAGAAAAGAAAAUCGGGAGGCCGGAAACGGAAGGAUGGAGCUCAUUCAGACUCUGGCAGCGAUAGGCCUCGAUUCAAAAGAAGUCGCAAAAAGCAUCAUAGAGUGGAGGAUGACGGUCUUACAGCUAAACAGAAAAGUAGAAUUGUUUCGAAGGCGACAAUAUCUACCAGUGAAUCCGAUAGUGACGACAAUAAACUCAAAAUUGCUAGCGGUGAUGAGAGUGGUGGAGAAGGAAGGAAACGUAAAAGAAGAAUUUCGUCCGGAUCUGACCAAUCGUCACGUUCCAGGAGUAGAUCUCGCUCCAAGGGUUCCAGAUCACGGUCUCGUUCAAAAAGUGGGUCCCGAUCGAAGAGCAGAUCAAGAUCUCGCUCUAAGAGUGGAUCUCGCUCUAGGUCCAGAAGUAAAUCAAAAUCCCGCUCCAAAUCAAAAAGUGUUUCGCGUUCAAGAAGCGCUUCUCGAUCUAAGUCGAGGUCAAGGUCAAAAUCGGGAUCAAGAUCAAAAUCGGGAUCAAGAUCAAAAUCAAGGAGCAGAUCAAAAUCGAGGAGCAGAUCCAAAUCUAUGUCUUGUAGUAGGAGUCCUUCCCGAUCUCCAAGUCGUAGUGUAUCCAGAAGUAGAUCACGUAGUAAGUCUGGAAGCGAGAAAGGGUCACGUGCAUCUAGUCCAGCUCGGAGUACUCAUGAUAGUGACUAAUAAUCUCUCACAGUAUGUUAUACAAUAUGGUAUUCCUUUAAAUGAUUGACUUUGUUAUAAUCAGACAUAUAAUUGUAAAUGCACCUUAUACGAAACUCAAUUGAAUGUUACACAAUUGAAGAAUUAGUUUGUUUUAUCAAUAGAUUGUAGUAUCUUAAAAACCACAGUGAUCACAGUUUUUUUUUUUAAUAAAACCAGCGAGUAAUACUUGAAA
This is a messenger RNA of Photinus pyralis (common eastern firefly), 3818 nucleotides long. It is a transcript of the gene Ctr9, whose product is annotated as RNA polymerase-associated protein CTR9 homolog. NCBI's taxonomy places the organism in Eukaryota, Metazoa, Arthropoda, Insecta, Coleoptera, Lampyridae. Gene Ontology annotation, cellular component: Cdc73/Paf1 complex. The record is from RefSeq and is a predicted model, not a curated record. Gene Ontology annotation, biological process: regulation of DNA-templated transcription. The transcript has 12 exons. Gene Ontology annotation, molecular function: RNA polymerase II complex binding. Bases 101 to 3604 code for a protein of 1167 amino acids.